Acanthosepion pharaonis is the source of this 471-nucleotide messenger RNA. Lineage: Eukaryota; Metazoa; Mollusca; Cephalopoda; Sepiida; Sepiidae. The record is from the annotation of a GenBank genome assembly.
AUGGAUCAGCCGGAAGAUCUGGACUUCGCAGACGACAUCAGCCUUCUCUCCGACAAACAACAAUAUGCACAGGAGAAGCUGAGUCGUGUUGCAGAAGAAGCGAAGACUGGCCUCCAAGUCAACAUCGUUUCUUUGUUUCUUUCUUGGUCAUACAUAUGUUUAUUCUUUUUUUCUUAUUCUUUGAUUUUCUUUGCUUUUUCUUCUUCGUUAGUGUUAUAUUUUUCUUUUAUGUUAGUUUUCCCUUUGUCCUUAAUACAAUUCGCUUUUUAUAAACGCGUUUUCUUUUUUCCAUUACGUGUCGUAAUUUCAUUUCUUCUCUGUGAACAUUUUCCUUUCCUUUUCUUGCCACCAUUUCUUCUUUCUUUCUUAUUUUUUCUUUUUCUUUCUUCCCGUUAUUAUUUCUGUUUAUUUUUUCUUAUACACUUUUCUUUUCAACAAAUCAGCUUGACCCUAUUUUCUUACUCAAUUUAA